Messenger RNA from Lytechinus variegatus (green sea urchin), 3711 nucleotides. RefSeq lists its product as uncharacterized. The coding region runs from base 1 to 3711 and encodes 1236 amino acids. Lineage: Eukaryota; Metazoa; Echinodermata; Echinoidea; Temnopleuroida; Toxopneustidae. The transcript is spliced from 4 exons. The record is from RefSeq and is a predicted model, not a curated record.
AUGACAUCCAUUACCAUGGACUCUAGGCUAUCUGGUCAGGAACUAGAUCCAACCAAAGGGAAACUCUUUGGCAGCCAAACUUGGAGCGUUCCCGGUCAUACUAUAGUUGCCGGACAAGCCAUGACUGGAGUUUACGUAACCCGAGCAAGUCUGGGGAGGGUGGCCAGGCUUGGGGCUUUGUACGACAUCAGGACGGAUACCUUUUUGAAAGACACUUUACUGGUUUCAAAACUUGACGAUUCCAUGGUGGAAAGAAUGGACCUUGCUGAGACUGUCAUUGAACUUACAAUGGUGGACAGCUUACAGGAAAAGUGCCAAAAACUCAAUGUAGAAGCUGAACUUGAGGCAAGUGUAUUUACUGGCAUGGUGAAACUUGGUGGUUCUGGAACUUACCUUGCAGAUGAGCAGAAAAGUGCAAGGGCCCAUAGCAUGAGUCUCAUCUACAAGCUAAAGACAACUAACGAGGAGGUGAUGCUGACCCAGAACAAACAUCUUAUCGACAAGGAAAUAUUAUCAGAUACUAACCCCGAUGCAACACACGUUGUAGUAGGUAUUGAUUGGGGAGCUCAGUGUACAAUCACGUGCGAGUAUGAGAAUACUGAGAAUGAUGAUGUGACUAAAGUAAAGGGAGAAAUGAAGGCAGAAUUGGGGAAAUUUAAGGUUCUCUUAGAUACGAAAGGGAAGGCAACUGUUGAUUUAGAGGAUAGAGGUAAAACUAAAAAGAAAAUGUUUACAUUUAAAUGUCGCGCCGAUGUGAAAGCUUCAGAUAAAGAUCUCCCAAUCACGUUCGAGGGAGCUGUUGAUCUUGCGAGAUCUUUACCUUCGCUUGUGGAAAAGACUAACGAUGGUAAAGGGGUUCCCGUCACAUACUAUCUCACGCCACUUGAAAAUGUCAGAAAAAAAUGCAGGGUCCAAACUGCCAUAGAGAUGGCUUACAAACAAAUUGACGAGAGUACUGUUCGGAGGAGUACCGGGAUCUUGGAAAAGGUGAAAGUAAAAUGUCGAAAGCUUUAUGACAUACACCACGAUAUGCAUUUUUAUAAUGAAUUCAUUUCCGAUGAAGCAUUGGUGAGAAUCGAUGAGGCCUGGGUGGAGGUCACUAACCAAGAAUGUCGUUUCAAAAAAGAUCUCCAGGAAGUAUUGAAAAGUGUGAGAUCGGGAAAGGUUCCUGUUAGUGACCUAGAAGAUAUAUUAGAGAAAAUAAAGCUUGAGGAUAUCUCUACUUCAAAGUACGAAAAGGAAUUCGAAACAUACGUUAUGAAAAUAGAAAUGAUCAAGUUUAUGAUAAGCAAGGGAAUCAAGUGUAUUGGUAAGAAAAAUCAGCUUGUUAAAGAUGCACAAAAACAAGUUUUCAUCUUAUACGUAGUAAAAAACGGAGAUAGGGAAGCUAUUGAGAAAAAUCACGACUUUUUCAUGCGUCUCUUUUCCACAUUCCAUGGCAACGAGGCUUGUGAAUUCAUUGUAGUAGAUGAAGAAGUUGUAUCACACAAUGUCUGGCCAGAUAAAAUAAAGAAAGUUACCAUUGAGAAGUACGUAAAUGGUACACGAACGUCUGAUGAUCUAUAUGAGGAUGAGGGUCAGUACCUUGAGGAGUGCAUGGUUCAAGUUAUGAAUCCUGACCCAAAAUAUUCUCUCCCUAGGGAACUGACAAUCCUCAAGCUCAGAUGUCCUAAUUCUUUUCCAGGAAACGGGAGUUGUCCUAACAUCGAUCUACAAUGGAAGUGUUCGAAGUGCAAACAAUGUAUGAGGUAUGGCACAACUUCCAAACUCCUUUACUGCACUUGCGGUAAAUCAAACCCAUAUUUUUGUCAGUUCCGCUGCAAUGAUCCACAACAUGGUAUCAAUUUCAUGCAGUAUCCGAAAGACUAUCUGGGUGAUGGCCUUUCUUCUUUGAAACUAACCGAAGAACUAAACGUACUCAUACUUGGUGAGACAGGAGUUGGUAAAUCCACUUGGAUCAAUGGGAUUCAAAACUACCUGUCAUAUACCAAUUUAAAUGAGGCGAUGAUUGCUCAGGAUUUCCCUGUAUUGAUUCCAUCAUCCUUUGUCUUUUCGCAAGACGGCGAGGCAAAAAAAAUCAAGGUAGGAACAGAUGACCCAAAUGAGGUACAGGAAGAAGGCAAAUCCUCGACGAAAAAAACCCAGUCAUAUAUAUUCUAUGUUGGUGACAGACAGGUGCGCUUGAUUGACACACCGGGUAUAGGAGAUACUGGUGGAAUCGAACAGGAUGUGAAAAAUAUGAACAACAUACUAUCGUACCUUUCGUACUAUUCGGAAAUACAUGCAAUAUGCAUCCUUCUAAAGCCGAACAAUUCAAGGUUAACUGCAAUGUUCCGGUUUUGCAUUCAAGAGCUGCUCGUUCAGUUACACAGUUCAGCCAAACACAAUAUUGUGUUUUGUUUCACGAAUGCUCGACAGACUUUCUAUCAGCCUGGCGAUACACUGCCUAUCCUUAAUACAGAGCUUAGGAACAAAAAUAUCGGAAUCCAAGCAACAAAGGACAACUACUUUUGUUUCGAUAACGAACCAUUCCGAUUUCUUGCAUGCAUAAAGAAUGGUGUUAAAUUUAGCGAGGAGGAUAUUUCCACUUACUCGUCAAGUUGGGAAAGGUCUGUUAAGGAGACAAAACGUCUCUUUAGUUACAUUGACUUUGAGUUGAAACCACAUAAUUUGCAGGAGACCCUCGGCUUAAAUGAAGCACGCAGAAUUAUUAUAGCAAUGAGCAAACCCUUGGCAGAAGUGGCACACACAAUCACGUACAAUUUGGAGGCGGCGAGAGAAGCCAAAUCAAAUAUUGGUCUGGCUAAUGCUGAAAUAGAUUCUCUAAAAGGAGACCUGAAUUUCACAGGUUUCAGUCUUAAAAGAGAGGAACUUGGCUAUCCAAGGACGGUAUGUGCUGCCCCAGAGUGCAUCAAGUAUGUCCCAGUAGGUGAAACAAGAGUUCAAAACACAGUAUACGAGCAGAUAUGUCACGACCACUGCUACCUUGACAAUGUGACAAUCGAAACAACAAAUAAUACACAGCUCCGCGGAUGUGCGACCAUGAGCGGAGGAUACUGUACGAACAGUAACUGUAAGCAUAGUUAUAAGCACCAUAUGCAUAUUACGUAUGACUUGACAGUGAAGCCAGAAAAGUUUUUAUCCCCAAAAAUUCAAUCUGAAAUAAAUAAGAUUCGCGACAAAAAUGAAAAGAAAAAAGAAUAUGUAAAGCAAAUCAAUAAGAAAGUCGCUGAGUUGGAAGAGGAACAACAAAUCAUUAUGAAAACUGGAGCAAAAUUCGGCUCGUUCCUUAAUGCUAAUGCUCUUAUCCCAUACAACGAUGCUGUAGGCGACUACCUCGAUAUGUGCAUAAAGCAAGAAAAAGCAAAACCAGCAGAAACACGAAAUGAAAAUGUGCUCGAGACCAUGGCAAACAUGAAAUCGGAAUACACUCAACACAGAGAAAUUCUAGACAAUGCCAUUGGCGAAGGGGCCAGUGAAAAUAUAAAGACACCAGAACAGGUAAAAGUGCUUCAAGAGCAACUCUUUAAACUUAAGCAUUUUGGGGCCAUCUUGAAGACAUUGUUCAGGGAGAUUUCUUUCGAUAAUUCAGCUAGCCACAUGCAGUUUCAAGAGAAAAUGGUACCGCCUCUGAAGGCAGCGGGCCGACGGAAGGGGAGAAGAUCAGAUAACGCUGAAAAUGUUGAUAAAACUCGGUGUUCACUCUUAUAG